Molecule: messenger RNA, 5532 nt
Organism: Cygnus atratus (black swan)
Lineage: Eukaryota; Metazoa; Chordata; Aves; Anseriformes; Anatidae
Gene: ABTB2
Product: ankyrin repeat and BTB domain containing 2
Exons: 17
Coding region: 267-3317 (1016 amino acids)
Molecular function (GO): protein heterodimerization activity
Source: RefSeq, a predicted model, not a curated record
AUUUGCAUGCGGCGGGGCGGGGCGCCCGGCGGAGCGGCGGCGGAGAAGUUGAGCCCGAGCCGCCGCGAGUGUCCCGCCGAGCGCCCCGCCGCCGCGGGCAGAAGAUGGCCGGGCGCGGCCCCCCCGCGGCAUGGAGGUAGCUGCCCGCACCGCUCCCACCCGCCCUGCUGCUCGGCCGCCCGGGGGGCAGGCGGCUCCGGCUCGCUAGGGAUCUGCUCCAGCCUCACCUUGUCGCGCUGCCGGCGGUUGGCUCGCCCGCCUUUCCUAUGGCUGGGAUAUACAGCUCUACUCUGAAGACCCUGGAGGAUCUGACUCUGGACUCUGGUUAUGGGGCAGGGGAUUCCUGCAGGUCCCUUAGUCUCUCCUCGUCCAAGUCCAACUCCCAAGCCUUCACCUCUUCUCAGCACCGAGGCAACUGGUGGUACUACUCGGGCUCCAUGAACAGUAGGAAUAACAGCUGGGAUACAGUGAACACGGUUCUGCCGGAGGACCCGGAGGUUGCAGAUAUCUUUUCUAAGUGUCCUAAGCUGCCGGAUCUAGAGGAGUACCCCUGGACCGAUGAAGACAUCGGAAAAAUACUCCGAAAAGCAAAGGGAGAUGGAAAGAGCAGGCCCUUUUCUCAGGAAGCUGUCAGGCGGCUCUCCCAGUUACUGAGGCGCGCCCUGAUCCGCAUCGCCCGGGAAGCUCAGCGCCUCAGUGUGAUGCACUCCAAGUGCACCAGGUUCGAGGUGCAGAGUGCCAUCAAGCUCAUCCAGAGCUGGUCGCUGUCGGAAAGCUGCGUUCUGGCCACGGUCAAGGCUCUCUCCCUCUACAGCAUGAGUGCUGGAGAUGGACUGAGGAAGGGCAAAUCGGCUAGAUGUGGCCUCACCCUCUCUGUGGGGAGGUUCUUCAGGUGGAUGGUGGACACUAGGAUCUCGGUCAGGAUUCACGAAUACGCAGCCAUCUCUUUAACCGCUUGCAUGGAAAACCUUGUGGAAGAGAUUAAGGCUAGAGUUUUGGCAAGUCAGAGCCCUGAUGGAGGAGGGGAGAUCUCAGCUGAAAUCCUGGAGAUGGUUAUCAACAAUGAUGCUGAACUUUGGGGAGUGCUGCAACCCUACGAGCAUCUCAUCUGUGGGAAAAAUGCUAAUGGUGUGCUGUCUCUGCCUGCCUACUUCAGCCCGUACAAUGACGGCUCUGUGUGCAGCGAUGGACGGGCUGAUGCUUACGCCCAGCUGGAGCUCCGAACUUUAGAGCAGUCUCUGCUGGCAACUUGCGUUGGAAGCAUCUCUGAACUGAGUGAUUUGGUAUCACGAGCAAUGCACCACAUGCAGUGCUUGAACACCAUCCGCCCAGGCAUGAGCCCCAUUCGGCAAACGCGGCAGCAGCAACCCAUCUCCUGGUCCCCUGAUGCUCUCCAUACCCUCUACUACUUCCUACGCUGUCCUCAGAUGGAGUCCAUGGAGAACCCCAACCUUGAUCCUCCAAGAAUGACCCUGAACAAUGAACGCCCCUUCAUGCUUCUGCCACCGCUGAUGGAGUGGAUGCGAGUAGCUAUCACCUACGCUGAGCACCGGCGCAGUCUAACAGUGGACAGUGACGACAUCAGGCAGACAGCCAGACUGCUCCUACCUGGGCUGGACUGCGAGCCCCGGCAGCUAAAACCUGAAUGCUGCUUUAGUUCCUUCCGGAGACUGGAUGCUAAGGCUGCUACCGAAAAAUUCCAGCAGGAUCUGGGUUUCCGAAUGUUAAACUGCGGAAGGACAGAUCUGAUCAAUCAAGCAAUAGAUGCACUAGGACCCGAUGGAGUUAACACCAUGGAUGAUCAGGGUAUGACCCCACUAAUGUACGCCUGUGCUGCUGGAGAUGAAGCUAUGGUCCAAAUGCUUAUAGAUGCCGGAGCAAAUUUAGAUAUCCCAGUUCCCAGCACCUCUCCACGCUACCCUUCGGUCCAUCCUGACAGCCGGCACUGGACUGCUCUCACCUUUGCUGUAUUACAUGGGCACAUAUCUGUUGUGCAGCUGCUCUUGGAUGCUGGUGCCCAUGUUGAGGGCUCUGCUGUUAACAGUGGAGAAGACAACUAUGCUGAGACCCCGCUCCAACUGGCUUCAGCAGCAGGGAACUACGAGUUGGUCAGCUUAUUACUAAGCAGGGGUGCUGAUCCCCUCCUGAGCAUGCUGGAAGUCAACAGUAUGUCUUCAUCACUUCACGAAGAUAUGAAUUGUUUCAGUCAUUCAGCUGCGCAUGGGCACAGGAACGUUCUGCGCAAGCUCCUGACCCAGCCCCAGCAACUGAAGGGAGAUGUCCUCUCACUGGAGGAGAUUUUAGCUGAGGGAGUGGAGAGUGACACCUCCAGCCAGGGCAGCUCCAACGAGGGACAAGUCAGGCUAUGCAAAACCAGAAUGAAGGCCCUGCAGGAGGCCAUGUACUACAGUGCUGAGCACGGCUACGUAGACAUCACCAUGGAGCUCAGGGCGCUUGGAGUCCCAUGGAAGCUCCACGUGUGGAUCGAGUCCCUACGGACAACCUUCUACCAGUCUCGCUACUCUGUUGUACAGACCCUCUUACGGGAAUUUGUCACCAUUAAAGAAGAAGACUACAAUGAAGAACUGGUUAAUGAAGGGUUGCAGCUCAUGUUUGAUAUCCUCAAAACCAGCAAAAACGAUUCCAUCAAUCAGCAGCUUGCGUCCAUCUUCACCCAUUGCUAUGGUAGCAGUCCUAUACCCAGUAUUCCUGAAAUCCGAAAGACACUGCCAGCUCGCCUUGAUCCUCACUUUCUCAACAAUAAAGAAAUGUCUGAUGUAACUUUCUUAGUAGAAGGAAAGCUGUUUUAUGCACACAAAGUCCUGCUGGUUACCGCAUCUAACAGGUUUAAGACCCUAAUGACCAAUAAAACGGAACAUGACAGCCAUGGUAGCAAGACUGUUGAAAUUAGCGAUAUGAAAUACAACAUUUUCAAGAUGCUGAUGCAGUAUUUAUACUAUGGAGGAACAGAAUCUAUGGAAAUUCCCACCACUGAUAUCUUAGAGCUGCUGUCGGCUGCCAGCCUGUUUCAACUGGAUGGCCUCCAGAGACACUGUGAAAUCCUCUGUGCCCAGACGAUCAGCAUGGAGAACUCUGUUAACAUCUAUAAAUAUGCAAAGAUUCACAACGCACCUGAGCUAGCCUCUUUUUGUGAAGGCUUCUUCCUCAAACACAUGAGCUCUCUUCUAGAACAGGACUCAUUCAAACAGCUGAUCUACAGCAGGAACAGCAAAGUGCAAGGCUUGGACCCUUUGCGGGACUUGCAGACAGCCCUGGCUGGCCGCCUGCACUCAGUGUACGUCACCUCGAGGGUGUGAGGCAAGAACAAGGCAGUGGCAGAAGCAUUGGUUCAAACCACACUGGGGUGCACCAUCAGGCAAAGCCGUGGCUUUCCUGUUUGCCUUCUGGAGUCAUCAGUUCUUGCUGGAAGUCCCCUACAACAGAUAUCCCGCCGGCAAGGGUACUGCACCUCGUCCCACUGACGGUGGGGAGCUGGCUUCUCUGUGCUACUACUGUCGGAGAAACACUGUCACAGUGUGAACAAGAACGGAGGAUGCAAGCGAAGACCCGAACCGAAGAGAUCAACACUGCCAUUCACACAAAGCACAACGUGGGGCUGUAGAGAAGUGAGGCAAUUUACCUAGAGCUAACACCUAAUAUGUAGUCUUAAGUGUCUGUCUGCACACCAUAAUGGCCACCUAGUUCAUACGCGUAGAUGUUUUACUUGUAAAAAGGCUGCAUAGAAGGAGUGUGCUGAUCCUAUGGACCACUGCCCAUUCAACAUGUCAUCCGUCUGAACACAGAAGCUGGUGUACACAGACUACUUCACUGCAGUAAUAAACACCAGUUUCCACUCAUGGCAAGAGACUCCAGCAUAAAUUUUCCCCUAAACUGUUUGCACCUUGAGAGAGAGAUCUUGUAGAUGUAUGAGGCUGCGUAGAAACUAAUACUAACUCUGGAAUUACUCACUCUUUAUGCCUAGUAUGAAGAACUGAGCUGGGGCAGGGUGGGGAAAAAACUUUAUUUUUUUUUAAUAUGGUUUCACUGUGCUAGUUGUUUUAUCUGGAUCCACUUUGAGGAAAGAAAAAUACUGCCUACCCUUUCACUAUAAAGGUUUGAUAGUCCAAGUCACUUUUACCUUAAAAAAAAAAAAAGAAAAAAAGAUUGUGAACAUUAUCUGUGAGACCUGACAUCUUAAGAGAUGCUUGCUAAAAGACUCAGGUGUAGUAGGAGCUAUCGCUAUGCUGAAAAACUGUCCAAUCGCAUAAAAAGCAAUAAAAGUCUCCCUAAGACCAUGAUAAACAUACCAGCUUGCUACUUUGUUCGCUCUGGAGCUAGUUGGGAGCACAAGCCCUGACCUCUAGUCUCUCUCCAUGCAGUGAUGUUUCUACAGAUAGACUACCUCGGGGGAGACUGUGCAUACAGCCACCUGCUGCCUAGAGGUAGGCUGCAGCACCAAAACAAGAUGCCUCAACUUGAACACUCAAGAUUCACAUUGUUCCUUUGCUCGCAGCAGACAUGUUUCUGCUCAAUAAGGACUCUUUCUAGGCCUUCUCCUAGCUGACUUAGAGAACUAAAAGCAGACAGUUCAAGAUACAGUUUUGUCUGAGGCAACUUAUUUUUUUUUCCUUUUCUUAAAAAACCCCAACCUUAGGAAGCUAGUUAGUUUAUACAUUUACCACACACCUUGCUCUCACUGAUAGCUUUAAAAACAGUCAGCCAUUCCCAUCAAUCUUUGUAAGCACCCCCCCCAAAAGCAUGUGCUGAAAUGCCUUCAUUGGUUACACAUGGGUAAAGGAGAAGAGGAAGCAAGUUUUCACUUAGGAAACUACUGCUUCUUAGGAAUUCAACCAUUGGUAUUGUAACUAAACACACUGGAAGAAGUAGGCUCAGCUGGGCACAAUCUUCAAGGCAAGGCAUAGAGCUGGUUUAAGUAGAUGAAGGGAAGAAAAAUGAACUACAGAGUCCCCCAACAAAGUCAUCAAAACGUGACAUCGCUGCUUUGCGUCAGAGGCAAACUGCAUGCAAAGCAAAGAAUGACUCCUCUAGGAUCAGUAAUCUGACAGACACGUUGGUCAGAGCACACUCCAAUGUGUGUUUUAGGUACGUAUCCACUUUUGAAGAUCACCAGCUUCAAUAACCCUAUUUAUUAUCAGAAAGCCAUAGAGAUGUUUCAGGAUUAUCACUGGUCUGCCUGAGAAAUACCACAAAAGGCUCUAUUAUCUUGGAAGGUAUUUUCAAGUAGCUGCUCCAGCUAUCUGUACAAAAAUGUAGGUCCUCCUUUGUUGCUGUAAUAUUACAAUGCUUUGUUAAUUGUACAUUAAUGUUGUCAUUUAUGUAAAUGUACCAGGAUUUUAUUAACAAUGUAAUUUUAAAAAACAUAGCUGCUGUUAUUUAUUCCGCUUCUCUAACAAUGAGAAAACCACAUUUAAAAACUUCUGUGGAAAAGGUACUUGCAGUUUUACCAUCCUAUAUUGCUUUGGUAUAUGUACCUCAUAUUAUGCUUUAAAGCAAGGGAUAAAGAGGCAUUUA